AUGUAUGCUAUUCCUACGGGUCCUCCACCGAUGCAGUAUCGACAGCCUUGCGCUCCGCAACGACAGAAUCAUUAUCAACAGAAGUUGAAGAAGCAUGAGAGGAGUUUUGAUGUCCUUCCCAUGUCGUACAGUCAGCUGCUUGCUCGCCUACUUCAAGACUCUUUGCUGCAAUAUAGAGAAUUGGGACCUCCCCCAACACCUCUCCCUUCGGACUAUGACGCCAAUGCUAGAUGGAAGAAGGAGGUGGAGGUCAAUCUUAAACCUAAGGGUGGGACCCAUGGGUUUGCCUUGAAGUUUCUGGUUGACAAGGCUAUUACAUUUGCUGAAGCUGAAAGUUGGGAUGCCUUCAACAUUAUCUUUGCUUUGAUCAUGUAUGGGAUCGUGUUGUUCCCAAACAUGGAAGACUUUAUUGACUUGGCUUCGAUCUACCUCUUCAUGGCCAAGAAUCUCGUUCCUACUCUUCUUGCAGACACAUAUUAUUCCAUCCACGUGAGGAAUGAGAAGAAGAAGGGGACUAUUGUGUGUUGUACCCCUCUGCUGUAUAGAUGGUUUAUUUCGCAUCUACCCAGCAAGGGUUCUUUUGUUGACAACAAGGGGAAUCUGAAAUGGUCUCAAAGGAUCAUGUCCCUCACAGCUGAAGACAUCUCCUGGUAUUCUAGAGUUUACGACGGUGUUGAGAUCAUCAUGGAUUGUGGUAAUUUCCCCAAUGUACCCCUUCUAGGUACAAAGGGUGGAAUUAACUAUAACCCGAGGAUAGCAUUGUGUCAGUUGGGCUACCCGAUGGUAAACAAGCCAGAUUCUAAGAUGCUAGAGGAGUUUGUUUUGUAUGAAGGGGUUGACAACUCAAAGUUCCAGAAGAGGAUUAUCCAAGCAUGGGGAUAUAUCCAUCGACAUGGAAGGGCCGAAUUGGGAAAGAAGAACUGUAUUACGAAGGAAGCCUGCACUCAGUGGGUUAAGGAGAGAGUCAAAGAGUUUUUAUUGCCAUUUCCGCUUGAACCUUCCAUGAUCAUCAAGCCGGUUAAGCCUGUUGUUACUCCUAUUUUAGAGGUUGACAAACUCAAGGGGGCUAUCAAAGCGUUAGAGAAAGAGAAUUCCCAUCUCCGAUCUAACCUAGGUAAGCUCACCUUAGAGAAAGAGAACCUGAAGUCUAAUCUCAACCAAAAAAGGGACCGAGCAGCUAAGACCUCCAAAGAGAUCCAGGAAGAACAACACAAAAGAAGAAAAGUAAGUGAUGCUUUGAAGGGUACUAUCGAAAGCCUUUUUGUAAAGAGGAAGCAACUUGUUGCAUCAUAG
Molecule: messenger RNA, 1293 nt
Organism: Lathyrus oleraceus (garden pea)
Lineage: Eukaryota; Viridiplantae; Streptophyta; Magnoliopsida; Fabales; Fabaceae
Exons: 2
Coding region: 1-1293 (430 amino acids)
Source: RefSeq, a predicted model, not a curated record